Messenger RNA from Blepharisma stoltei, 2572 nucleotides. The record is from the annotation of a GenBank genome assembly. Lineage: Eukaryota; Ciliophora; Heterotrichea; Heterotrichida; Blepharismidae.
AUGAUUAAACCUAUACUUUUGCUAUUAUUUUAUGCUUACGCCUAUAAAGAAACCCUCACAUUUCUCACAGUCUCCUCAUCAAGCUCUCUUGCAAUCAUAAACUUUACAGACGAUUGAACAGACCCUCACUCUCCCAUCACAAAUUAUGGGAUAUUCCCUGAAUCACUAUAUUCUUUAUUAAAUCUCAGCCAAACGAAACAUUUUGAAGCAACUUUUGCUUGGGGAACUCCUCCUCCGCAGUCUAGCGAAAGAAUUACAAUAUACAAUAAGCUAAAAAAUGAAAAAAUCAGGCUAGAUAAGGCAGGAUUUACCUUAAUUUCUGACUCUUCAUCAAACUGAAAAAUGCUGACUAGCUUGCUUAGCUCAUUAUUCUGCUCAUAUAUUAACGUAGACGACGAAUCCAUAAAAACCAAAGAAUUCCAGCACAUUCAUACCAAUGAUUUUCUAUGUAAAGAAAAUUUCAUUAGAGCUCAACAUUUAUUGCCAUGCCGUGGGAAUAAAGGCUUCUCGACUCUUUUUGGGUCAUUUUAUAGCUCAAAAUAUGUAAGUUUGACUAUUGCAGCUGAAACUGAUGGGGAAAAUAAAUAUAAAUAUACGAUUAGAGCAACAGUAGAAGUCUCUUCAAAAGAGCCACUAAAGUCUGUGUAUGAUGAGUGACUUCGUGCCAUUUAAAUAAUUUGGUAAUGUGACAUUUCCUCACUCCCCCCCCCUUUAAAUUGGAACUAAAAAUUUUGUUCCAAUUUAAAGGGUUUUUAAAAAAACAAUAUCAAUAUAAAAUUUUUUAUAAAAAAAACUUUGUAUAUAAAAAUUUAAAAAAAAAAAUUUCAAAAACUUAUCGAGUUUUAGAUUAAUAAAUUUGUUUAAUAAAAUGCUAUUUACUCUUUAUCCUUUAAAACAAAGCAAGAUAUAACUAAAUUUUCAUUAUCAGUUAAUACGCCACUAUUAAUUGGCAUCAAAAUUAUUUGCACAAAAAUUAUUAUUUUUAUUGAUAAAAUAAAAUUAAAAAAAAAUAAAAAAUUUAGAAAAUUUAUCAUCAAAGUGCUAAUUUUGUCUAAAUAAGAUGUUAUUUAUACUCUAUUCUUUAAAAUAAAGCAAGAAAUAACUAAAUUUUGAAAUUUUAUAAAGAAUUCCUAUUGAAUUUAUAUCAAAACUAUCCAAAUAAAAACUAUCAUUUUUAUCAAAAAAAAUAAAAAUUUUUUUAAAAAAAUUUUUAAAAAAAAAAUUUAAUUGUUGUUUUAAAUUUAGCAAUUAAGGAUAAUAAAUUUAUUUAAAUAAGAUGCUCUUUAUACUUUAUUCUUUUAAAAAAGAGCAAGAUAUAACUAAAUUUUUAAUUUUAGUUAAGAAGAAACAUUUAACUUAUAUCAAAACUUUUUAGAUAAAAAUUAUAUAUAAUUUUUUAUUAUAAAAUUAAAUUUUAUUCCAAGUUAAUUUACCAAAAAAGUGGAAAUUUUUACCUAUAUUUUGUUCCAAUUUAAAGGGGGGGAGUCAGGUAUUUUUGGUAGAAAUUUUUUCCUAGUGAGAAUUUUAAUGGUUUUUGACUGAAGAAAUACCACACGAAGAAAAAGUUAUGACCAAAAUUCUGAUAUGGAGAAGUUCCUAACAAAUGACUGGAAACGAUGAUGAGUGUAUUAGUAGCUCUAUAGAACUUAUAGAAGACGCUGCAAUAGAGUCUCAUCCUCUCCAUACUCUUCAAAUUAGCAAGCUUUCAUUGACAAGCCCUAGCUCAUUUGAAAAUCAGCCUAUUAAAUCGUCCAGAAAAAUUGGUGAUGUUCGAUACAGAUUUGAUACUACUUAUACACAUGUUUUGAAAAAUAAUUCUCCAGAGCUUUUAAAUAUCGCUUUUACUGAAGUAUUUCCGAAUAUCGUAACGCCGCUUCUGCAUACAUUUUCGCAUUCUCCUAUAAAAAUAUUCUUUAUUAUAAUAUAAAGGAAUUUUAAUUUUAAAAAAAAAACAUUAUAGCGAUUUAUAGCCCAGGAGGACUUAUAGCAAGCCUUAAGCUUAGAUUUUAGGCCAAAAUUGUGAAUUUAGCUUGAGUGAUUUUGCUAAAAAUAACUAGUAGCCUAAGGAAAGCAAUAAGCUGUUCUGGGCUAUACAUUAUCCAGGAUAUCAAAAUUCAAAAAAGGGUGGACUGUUGAUUUUGAACUUAUAUUAAAGCCAAAUGAAGAAAUCAGUAUAAAAUUCCAGUUAGAAAAAAAGCUUUUAAGCUUUGAAGAAUACCCAACAGACCCACAGAGAGGCUGGGAUAUCCCUUCUACCAUCAUCAUCUACAAAGGAAACACUCUUGAAGGAAUCCUCCCCACAGACGACUUAUUAGUUAUGACUCCAGAGCCAGAUUUUUCAAUGCCUUUUAACGUAAUCUGUAUAACUGGCUCAGUCAUUGCAUUUUUCUACACCUCAAUUCAAACUUUACAGCUGUGGAAAGAAAAAAUCCAUUGGUCAAACCCUCAUUAUGAGACCUCCGUCAUUAAAGCUCAAAAAAUCCAAACCUAUGUAAAAAAUGGAUUAUUAGGGAUUUCUCUAGUCAUUUUAUAUAUUUUAGACAGAAAAGGAAUAUUAAAGCUGCUAGGCUAA